GUCAUGGUAUUCUGCUCUAGGGUUGAAAGUAAUACUUUUUAUGAAAUAUGAAAUCAACUGGAUUAAUGUGAUUCAUGCUCAUCAACUUGAAAUAUUAGAAAGACUUCAUGGAAAAUGAGGCACACCACAUUUUCUGAAAUGAAGACUACAGUAGUGUCAAAUUAAGAGACUCUUCAAACAGUUGACUCUUACAAGGUCAUUUCCUGGGUAAAGUGUUUUGAGGAAUAAGCAACUGUCAAUGUUUUCUGAGUUUAAAGAAGCUCCAUGUUAAGACGAAGCUGCUGACAGGCCACAAAGAAGGAAACCAAAAAAACAUACAAAGCAGAUUUGAAAAACUCGAGAAAACUAAGAGUCUGGGAUCUUUUAGCAGAAGCAGUGUGGCUUCGUGGACAGAGAGCUGAUCUUGGAGUCAGGAAACCGCUCAUCUGAUAUUUACUCUGUGACCUUAGAUUUUCAACUGAACAUUCAGGAUAUGAUCACUCUGGUGUUGAAAGAUCAACAAUCUUGUGAAUUAUGAAUAGCAACAUAUCUCAGCCAGAUAAUGAAACAUUACUGAUGCUUGAGAACCCAACCAUUGCUGUGGCCCUCCCAAUCGUGUACUCACUGGUGGCCCUCAUCAGCAUCCCUGGGAAUCUCUUUUCCCUCUGGGUGCUGUGCCAAACCAAACCCAAAUCACCUUCUGUCAUUUUUAUGAUCAACCUUUGCGUCACAGACCUCAUGUUGGCUGUAGCUCUCCCUUUUCAGAUCUUCUAUCACCUGAAUAACAAUGACUGGCUCUUUGGGAAGUUCCUCUGUAACCUGGUGACAGUCGUCUUCUACACCAACAUGUACUCUUCCAUACUAACCAUGACCUGCAUCAGUGUAGAGCGGUUCCUGGGGGUUGUAUACCCCUUGACCUCUACCAGGUGGAGAAGGAAGAGAUAUGCAGUUUUGGCUUGUAUAGGCAUAUGGCUCCUUUUAUUACUUGCCCUGUCCCCCUUGGCUAUCACAGACCUGACCUAUGAAGUAAAAGCCCUGGGAAUCAUCACCUGCUUUGACGUCCUCAAGUGGAACAUGCUGCCCAGCCUUGCAAUGUGGGCCAUUUUCCUCUUCACCUUGUUCAUUUUUCUCUUCCUCAUUCCCUUCAUUGUGACUGUGGCCUGCUACACCGCCACCAUCCUCAAGCUGAUCCAGACUUCUGGAAGGUAUGGGAAUGGGCAGAAAAGCCGGUCCAUCUGUCUUGCUGGCAUUGUCCUCCUUGCCUUUGUCACUUGUUUUGCUCCUAACAACUUCAUACUCCUGGUGCACAUGGUCAGUCGCCUAUAUUUCAACAAGAGCUACUACCACAUCUAUAAGCUUACCCUCUGUCUCAGCUGCCUCAACAACUGCUUGGAUCCUUUCAUUUACUACUUUGCCUCCAAAGAGUUUCAUCAGAAAUUAAGGAAGUUCCUAGGUAAAAAUUCACUCUUCAGUGAUAGCUCAGAGGCCAGAAGAGAAAGUUUGUUCUCUGCCAGGACACUGUCGGGCAGGUCAAUGUCAAGUGGACAGGGGGAAGGGUCAGCUGGAGGCAGCCGGGCCUGUUUGAAAAGACAGGAAAGCUUGCUUUAAUAGUGGUAUGAGAGCCAG
This is a messenger RNA of Vombatus ursinus (common wombat), 1605 nucleotides long. It is a transcript of the gene P2RY8, whose product is annotated as P2Y receptor family member 8. The coding region runs from base 514 to 1587 and encodes 357 amino acids. NCBI's taxonomy places the organism in Eukaryota, Metazoa, Chordata, Mammalia, Diprotodontia, Vombatidae. Gene Ontology annotation, biological process: positive regulation of Rho protein signal transduction; phospholipase C-activating G protein-coupled receptor signaling pathway. Gene Ontology annotation, molecular function: G protein-coupled purinergic nucleotide receptor activity. Gene Ontology annotation, cellular component: membrane. The transcript has 3 exons. The record is from RefSeq and is a predicted model, not a curated record.